Molecule: messenger RNA, 1613 nt
Organism: Paramacrobiotus metropolitanus
Lineage: Eukaryota; Metazoa; Tardigrada; Eutardigrada; Parachela; Macrobiotidae
Product: isoamyl acetate-hydrolyzing esterase 1 homolog
Exons: 4
Coding region: 84-1154 (356 amino acids)
Source: RefSeq, a predicted model, not a curated record
ACAGACAACAUUUGCGUAAGAUAAGUACCAAAAAAUUAAUCGCUGAACAUUGUUAUCAGCUUUUCGGUGGUUUUGUCUGAGGAAUGCCAAGGGGGAAAGGGAUAAAUCCGGAGUUGGCCCUUGCUGUACACCGGGCCCGAGCGAGUUUGACUUACGCUGCAACGGGACAAAUCUUUGGGAAGGGUGAAGCCUGGGUUCGCUCAACUUGCAAGCGGUACGAUAGCCAAACGGGGCUGCCUCAUAACCCUAAAAAACGGGGACGGAAGCAGAACACCACGGCUAAACAGGACGCCGAGAUUGUCAACUUGGUGAAGAGUCAUCCCACGGAAUCCUGGCGGGAGAUAACCGCUAGGCUCGGUGUGGAAACGGGUAUAUUUCUGUCGAAAAACGCCAUACGUACUCGCCUGGAGAGAGGGACACCCGAGAUGGAGCAGAGUUCUUCGAAAUCAUCCACAGCAUGGCCGCAGGUUGUUCUUUUUGGCGAUUCCCAUUUUCAGAAUGGAUUCGCUAAUAAUGGAAUUGCAAGUUUAAUCGCUGCAAAGUUGCAACGGCGCUGCGACGUCCUCACCCGCGGUUUCAAUGGUUACAACACACGGCUGGGACGGUGCGCACUGGAUCUGUUUCUGCCGGACAUUCCCAGUGAGAAAAUUGCUGCGUUUGUGAUUCUGUUCGGAUCCAAUGAUUGCUGCCUGACGGGCAAUCAGGUGCAUCUGGGUAUGGGAGACUUUGUCGACAAUCUCACUUACUUCGUCCAGACAUUGACGAAUCACGGAGUACCAGCCAACCGUAUCAUUUUAAUGUCUCCCCCGCCCACCGAUCAAGAGGCAUGGACACGCGAAUGUCAUGCCGUGGGACGCCCAGUCUCCACCCGGGACAACGGUAUCAUUGAAAAGUAUUCCAUGUCGACGGGCAUCGUGGCUUCCGGUGAAGGAGCACACUUUGCGGAUCUCUUCGCCACGAUGCUCGCCAGUCCGAACUGGAAGUCCUUCUUGUCGGACGGACUGCAUCUCAACGCGAACGGCGCCCGGGAAAUGUUCGGCCUGUUGGAACCGCUUCUUGACACGAUCUUACAGUCCUGUCCCAUGCGCUUUCCCGACUGGAAGGAAGUCAAUCUGGAUAGUCCCGAGGCUGAUUUUCGUCAGAUUGCCUCUUGAACUCUGGUGAUAUAUGUACAUAAAAGCGCUGUUUGCGGCCUUCGAUUUGGAGCUUACGGCGGAGCGGAGAAGUCUAACAGCCAAUAUGUCGUCAUUUCACCUUUCCCCUGGAACGGAAAAGAAAUAUCGAUAAUAUUGCAGGUGUGGAUGUUACUUUCUGCUGCCUACCUUUAUCACAAUGCUCCCGCGCGAUUCCAUUUGAAAUCCACCAAGUUCAUCCAGUAGCGCCUUGGUCGUUCCGCUAAGAUGGAUCUUUGAUACUGUUUUCAUAACAGAGAAUUAAUCUUCUUUUUUGAAUGUGGUACACUUUAACAAAUUUUUGUAAACUUCUGAGUGCAGUAAUGGAAUCGCUGAUUUUCUGAACUUCUUUUUUUGGAUUAUUUUGUACGCGGAUUAAGUAAUGGAUAUACGGAAACUGAUUCUAUUAAACGUACCAGCGCCGUGGCUUUCCAUACGGCU